CGACUGACCGGAUCCUUAAGAAAAAACAUGGCGGACGUAGAGAAGGAAGCAUUUUAUUUUCAGUUUGACUCUAUGUAGAAUAAGCGGUCAUGAUGUGUUUAAGAUUUUUAACUGCAAUUACACAUUAGUGUCAGGGGAAUGGCUGACAUACAAUGGAGUUAUUAUCUGAGAGGACCCUGAAUAACAGUGCUGUAAUAAGGUUAUUUCUCACAUAAACAGGACAAGUAUGGCUGAAAAGUUAGACAUUCCGAAGACUAGUGUUAGACAGUUGGCUCCAGGUCAACUAAAUAACAUUCGUCAAAUGUUUGAAACCAAAUCUGAUAAUCCAGAGAAGCUUGGCAGUUCUGAGAAAAGUAUUAUCCGCAGUCGGCCACAAUUGACACGUCCCAGACCACUGUCUACGGUGUCAAUUAAGUCAGAGGCUAUAAAAUCAAAGGAGCAGGAAAACAAUCAGAGCCGUCCUCCAAGGCCAGUUACAGCGCACUUCAAACAGUCACCGUUAUCAACCCCCUCGACUGCAGGCAGGAAGGUGAUUGAGGGAGAACCUUCUGAGGGAAAUUUAAAACCAGUCAGGAAAAAAUCUAGAGCAAAAAGUGAUGUCUUUGAAUCUUCAGCAGACGUAGUGAAAGCUGUGAAUAUGAUGAACAGUCGGGGAAAGAUAACACCUGUACCUAGGGAACGAAGUCCGAGGGCAAGCUCUCACACCAGGAAUGCUUCAAUGGGUACGAUAGAAUUGAAAGUCAAAUCUACAACAGACGAUAGUGGUUCAGAUAUUGUGUCAAGGAGGACAAAAAUGUUUGAAUCGGCUGAUCUUUCCAAACAAUCAGAACAGAAGCAAACCAAUACUGUUUUAAGGCCAGCACCUCCCAUUCGUCCAAGGUCUAGACCCACAAGUAUGUCAAAUGAUGGUGAUCCCGACCCCCCUAAAACAGUGGAGAGCCCAGGUGUGGUUUACUGUAAUCCCUGGGAUCUUGGCAAAAACAUUCUAACUAGUCCACCCCCUCCGCCAAGGAAACCCCCACGCACGGGUGCUCACGAUGACUACCUCAGGGUAAAAAUAUAUCCAGACAGUGAAAAGUUAAAAGAUUUGAAGGAAGAUGACAUUGUAGUCACACCUAACAUUUUAUAUGAAAGUAUUGAUGACAUACAGGAAGAAAAGAAAAAAACUAACGAGAAAGAGAAACCUUUAGCUUUAAAAGAGAAACCUGGACCUAUAUACAGGAAAAUAGUGACAAUUAAAACUCCAGAAGUUAAAACUACACAAGACACGAACGAUGAUACGAGGUCUAGUAAAGAUGAAACUUUUGUUGAAGAUCAUGAGAGCAGACCUAAGAAACCCACUCGCCCUCCCCCUCCACGAACCCGGCCUAUGUCAAUUGCAUCUGACAAUUUUACUGAUUUCUCUUUUGAAAAACAGACUAAAGAUCCGAAACAGAAACCAGUUGUUAAGAAGAAAAUUACUUCCCCAAACGGAGAUCAAAAUGCCAGUAGUCCGUUUUAUGAAGAUUUGAAAAAAAUAAAACAUCUUGAUUUAGAUGACAUCAAACACUGGGAUUUGCCAGACACACCAGUAAAACGUAAUAAAAUGAGGAGAAGUGUAAGUGCAGAGUGUGUAGCAGACACGAAAGAUGAUAUGCUUGGGGAGGCUGUGUAUGUGGAUCCUGUACCGUUUAGGGAUGACAUCUACGUGGAUGCUGGGGGUUACGCUGUGCCUUACAAACACAGACAUUUACAGCAGGCAAAGUCCCUAGAACCAGACCCUAGUACUAAAUGCAGACCAAUUAGUGAAGCGGUUAGGUCAAAGUUUGGAAAUCUGAAAAAACUUCUGAAAACAGAAUCACCAAGCAAAGGCAAGCAAGAGGAUGUCAAAAGUUCGAAGAAGAAACUGGAAAGUGUUCGUUUGAAGAUCAGUCUGGCCUUUUCUGUGGUACGGGCUAUGCAACAAAAGACUGAGGAGGGCAGCGUAGAUGAAGAAACACCAGAGCAACCCUCAGAAAAUGACAGUUUGGUGGAUGUAUCGGAGAUCGUCAAGAGGAAAGAACAUUGUAACCUUGUGCGGAAGAGGACGAUGAAGAGUGUGCGGGGCUCACGGAAGUACCAGGCUAAGAUCUACCCUCAGAUGUUUGACUAUGGACUGAUUGUAGGUCUAGAGGAGAAAGAGGAAGAACUUGGCUACAAACCCAAAGUGCUGUACAAAUUUCCUGACAUGACUCACAUAAGACUAGAUAACGAGGGCCGGUUGAUGUUAGGUCCGGACCUGGCUGAUAGUAAUGUUUCUGUUCCGGAGUUCUGUUUCCCUGAUGCAGCUGAGUUUGAUGUGAAGUCAGCCUCUCCAGCAGCGCCAAGUGAGUCUUACUCCUUUGUGCUAACCAAUGUGGAGGGUGGACGUUUGUAUGGCUACUGUCGGAGACUUGUGCCGUUAGAGACACCAGCUGGUCUAUCUGAGGUGAUCUGCAUCAUCAGUCCGAUUGACGCCUUCAGCAUGUACAAUGAGCUGUUGGAUGAGAUUGAGCAGAGACGACAACACUCAUUAUACCACGCCCAGGAGUUAAUGGCUGCAGCAUUUGGCAGACCCAUGCCCAGUCCUGGAGAUGUCGUACAUAUAAGGUCACUGGUAUUAACAUGGCCGACAGGCACAACUAUUCAUAUUUUCCAGGCGAACCGUGAAUUUUUACUCACGAGAUUAGGAGUGGAUAAAUUGCUUAAGAUCUUUGCUUGUAUUCUCUUGGAGAGAAGUGUUUUGCUUUGUGCCAAAAAUCUUAGUACGCUGUCCCAGACGAUCCAUGCCCUCUCUUCUCUACUGUAUCCUUUCCACUGGCAACAUGUCUACAUACCUGUACUACCAGAGAGCAUGCUGGAGGUGUGCUGCUCACCUACCCCCUACCUCAUCGGGAUCCUGUCUUCUCAUCUACAAAGGGUACAGGCCCUACCCCUCAGUGAGAUUGUGAUAUUUGACCUGAAUAAGAAGCAGAUGAUCCGGAGUCAGGGUGAUGAGGGAACACUCCUUCCUAAACUCAUCCAAAAGGCCAUGAAGACAGCCCUCAGCAUGUGUAAAAAUGACUCUGACGCCUCCAAUGCCCAGAAUCUCAUGAUAUCAGAAGUGUUCCUGCGUUUCUUUGUAGAAGCAAUUGCACAUUUCUCCGAACACAUUAACAUUCAACAGGAUGGCAAAAAGGUUUUUGUAAAGGAGAGCUUUAUCCAGGGUGCCCCCACAGAGAGUAUGCAGCAGUUCCUGGAGUGGUUCACAGAGACACAGAUGUUUGAGGUGUUCAUCACACACCAAGUGGAGAAAAACAGGACCACCAAGACCAUGGAACUCUUCACCUCAAGAAUAAUGGAAUUCAAAGAAGAAGAGGCCAAAUAUAAGAGGGACAGAAAUAUGCCAAAAACAAAGAAAAAGGUCAAGAAAUUAUUAAAACAUAAUUAGAUCAUUCUAUUGCAGCCAUAAUUUUAUCAGCAUUAUUUUCAGCAAAUUUAUAUUUUUGUUUUGUACAGACAUUGCUAUAAUUGUCAAUGCUUAAAUAACACAAGGGCCUGGUGGUAGGCCUAUUGUUAUAUACCAGGAUGUAUGGAAAAACAACGGAGAAAAUACCCAGAAAAAGACAUAUGUAAGCGUGUCUUACCUGUGAUAAUUGGCCAACACCUUAUAUAUUGGGUUAGAAUGAGUACAUUUUACUUGGCUUUUCUAGGAACAGAACUUGUGUAUAAGAAAGAUGACUGUCGUAAAAAUUGGGUUGGCUUAUUGCCCAGCAUCAACUGACCACUAGUUAAAUAUGGUAACAAUAUCUUCAAUUUCAAAUUAUAUCGUUCAUCUUUUAUACUGUCCAAAUUCAUAUAAUGAGAUUAAAAUUACAUAUUGAUAUCCUGAAUCAAUGAGGCUUUAGACUUUUCACUACUCGCUGGUAAUUGAGAAAUUGUUCUCAUAAGAUGGUAAUUUUAGACAUUAUUCUCAUCAGCUAGUAAUUGAAACAGCAUUCUCAUUGGCUGGUAAUUGAGACAAUAUUUUCAUUGGCUGGUAAUUGAGACAGCAUUCUCAUUGGCUGGUUAUUGAGACAGCAUUUUUGUUGGCUGCUAAUGAGACAUCAGUCUCAUUGGUUGCUAAUGAGACAGCAUUCUCAUUGGCUGGUGAUUGAGACAGCAUUCUCAUUGGCUGCCUAUUAAGACAUCAUUCCCAUUGGCUGCUAAUUGAGACAGCAUUCCAAUUGGCUGGUAAUUAAGAUGGGCUGGUAAUUGAGACAGCAUUCUUAUUGGCUGCUAAUUGAGACAGCAUUCUCAUUGAUUGCUAAUUGAGACAGCAUUCUCAUUUGCUGCUAAUUGAGACAGCAUUCUCAUUGGCUGGUAAUUAUAUGUAAUUGAGACAGCAUUCUCAUUGGCUGCUAAUUGAGACAGCAUUCUCAUUGGCUGGUAAUUUAGACAGCAUUCUCAUUGACUGCUAAUUGAGACAGCAAUCUCAUUGGCUGGUAAUUAUAUGUUAUUGAGACAGCAUUCUUAUUGGCUGCUAAUUGAGACAGCAUUCUCAUUGAUUGCUAAUUGAGACAGCAUUCUCAUUUGCUGCUAAUUGAGACAGCAUUCUCAUUGGCUGGUAAUUAUAUGUAAUUGAGACAGCAUUCUCAUUGGCUGCUAAUUGAGACAGCAUUCUCAUUGCCUGGUACUUUCGACAGCAUUCUCAUUAAAAUAUUUAGAUGCCUUUACAGUCUCUGUACAAAGUAACACUACUGGUCAGUGGAAUAUUUUCUUUAUCAAAGUAACACUACUGGUCAGUGGAAUAUUGUCUUUAUCAAAGUAACACUACUGGUCAGUGGAAUAUUGUCUUGAUCAAAGUAACACUACUGGUCAGUUUAAUAUUGUCUUUAUCAAAGUAACACUACUGGUCAGUGGAAUAUUGUCUUUGUCAAAGUAACACUACUGGUCAGUGGAAUAUUGCCUUUAUCAAAGUAAUGCUGCUAUGAGUAUUGCUACAAAUUGAUUGUAUUUUAUAUAAAUCUGUUAUUAUCGCCAGACGUUUGACAGAGUUUGUGUUGUAUAUAUGUUUCCUGUUUAAGAUACAGGAUUGUACAUACUAGCUUUUGCUGUAAGAUAGUACUGCUUUAUUCUGACUGUUGAUUUCACCGUGAUACAUUCAAAAUUACAAUCACCUAGAAACUUAAGUGUAUUGUAUAAAGUGAUAUAGGAAUCAAUACAUCCUAAGUAAUGAGGCUAACAAGAUUAAAAAAAUACAUUUCAACCUUGAAAUUACAUUUCCAUUUUUAUAUGGUUGUGUGAAAUAUUCUAUGAAAUUCGCUUUUGUUGUGGUUGCUGGUAUUGUAAAGUUUAAACAUUUUUAGUUGCUGAUAGAGCAGAAAUAACAAAAGUUGGACAUUAAUCUUUGUUAAUGUAAAAAUGAAAUAUACAAAAUUUUGUUUUUUGUUUUAAGGAACAAUUUUUCUGACUGAAAUGGAAAUACAUUUCCAAGCAUACCACUAGGGAAGUAAGCUUUCCACAUCAUCAGAGACUAUUUUUUUAAGUUGAAAUGUUAAAUGGAAACCAAAAUUAGGAUUUGGGCUUCCAGAAUUAUGCGAGUUUAUUUUGACAAGCUGGCCUUAUUCACAAACUUGUUUGUAGGUUGAAGAGUGUUGAUUUAGAUUUUUGUAAAGUGAUCUAUUCGGCAUGUUGUUACUGAAGUAUGUUAAGAUAGAGUUAUGAGAUUUUAUGUUGAUUUGUCUGUUAAAACUGUUGUAGGAUUAAAGUUUGAAACAGCCCAGUGAAUUUACUGUUUACGUUAAGAAUUAUUAUGGUUCCAGCCCACAGUGUUCUGACAUUACAAAGUUCCCCAGUGUAGCUGUGGACAGGGAGAUAACUGUAAUUAGUAAUUCCUUUCAAUCUGGUUAAGUUUAACUAAAAUGGAAUACAGAAAAAAGAGCUAAAGAAAUCUUUCAAACCUCCUGUAUUUUUGCACCUGUCGACCGUCUUUGGUAGGACUUAUUGUGGUAUGAGUUUAUCUCGUUGGCAGGCUGGGCAACAACAAUAUCUUUGUCUGGAGCAUGUCAUGCUUAGAACAUCCAACUUGCUAUAUAUGUGGGAAAGGCAUAGUAGUGUCAUGUAUGGAAAUCUGGUUUCAGGCUCCACUAUAUACAGUGAGUCUAAUAGAAUAAUUCCGUCUUUGCGUAUUGCAGAGUUAUCUUCUCUUGGGAGCAGGUAUUGAUUGUUACGUCAC
This is a messenger RNA of Mizuhopecten yessoensis (Yesso scallop), 6193 nucleotides long. Its product is annotated as DENN domain-containing protein 2C-like. The transcript has 18 exons. The record is from RefSeq and is a predicted model, not a curated record. NCBI's taxonomy places the organism in Eukaryota, Metazoa, Mollusca, Bivalvia, Pectinida, Pectinidae. The coding region runs from base 227 to 3427 and encodes 1066 amino acids.